AUGGAUACCAAAAAUGCAACUACUCCAAAACCUUACGAAAACAAGAACACAACAAUCAAAGUUGCGAUCAUCGGAGCUGGGUUUGCUGGGUUGACCCUAGCCAACUACUUGAAUCAUUAUCAUCAUGAAGGUCAACAAAAUAGCGAUAGUCAAUCAUCAUCAAAGAGUAAAAAUGAAAUUCAAUACGAGUGUCUAGUGCUGGAAUCCAAAGAGCAGCCGAUUUCCAUUGUCGGAACCUUUCGAUUGCCGCUGCAUAUUUCCACAGACGUCUUGGAGCCAAUCCAAAGGAUGCGUCCUCGAGCUGCUGCUGCUGCUGCCACCAGUAACAACAAUGACAACAAAAAUCAGGAUUUUACCAGUCUCCCUAACAUGACGCAAGAGAGUGUGGAUGAGGAUUCAUCAUUGGGAGUCAAGAAAUGGCUCAUUUCCCGUCCCGAGCUGUUGAAAUGGUUGCGCAUUAAUGUUCCAAUUCGGUAUUCCGCCAGAGUGGAAGCAGUCCGAAGAGGAGCGGUGUCAGUAGCAUCCAGUGAUAAGAAUUGUUCUAGUUCGAAGGGGGGUGACGAUGAUAGGCACUCCUACUAUGUAUCCAUACGAUCUGGUAGUACAGGAGAGCUAUCGGAAGUGGGACCUUUUGAUAUGGUGGUGGUCGCUUCGGGUUUCUCCCUUUCACCACGAAAUGGCUCCAAUGAUGAUUGGAAAUUGGAUUGCACGGCCAUUGUGGGCGAUGUGCGAUGUUCCAAGCAUGCCUGGUGGGAUGUACUUGGCCUGACGCGGAUUCAAAAGGGAGGAGCUAUGGCCAUGAUGGAUGCAAUGGAAUUGGCCAAACGUAUCGUCGUUGGGUACGAUAAAGGAACACCAGUACUGCCAGUACUACCAGACGACAACGACAAAAGAGGAGAAUCCAUCAGCAUUUCGAGCAUGUGGUUGGAACAAUACUCCCCCCAGUGGAGGCAACUGGAACAACGAAAACAAAAACAAAGACGUAGGCUGCUACAAUUCGUUGCAAUACUCUUGCUACUACUGCUUUUGCUCGUUCGCAGCGACUUAUUGGAUCCGAAAGAGCAAGAAGCUUCUGAAUUGUAA
Cylindrotheca closterium is the source of this 1083-nucleotide messenger RNA. The record is from the annotation of a GenBank genome assembly. NCBI's taxonomy places the organism in Eukaryota, Bacillariophyta, Bacillariophyceae, Bacillariales, Bacillariaceae.